CGCAUGGAUCGAGUUACUGGCUCUCUCGCAUUGCGCGGCUGCUACUCAGUUCACUCACUCAGCUGUCUCUGCCGGGCGGGUGGCGCACUCCGCUUCUCACAUCCAUUCAGCUCGAUUCCGCAUCGUUGUCCGAAGAUGACCGUGACUAUUGCGGGGCCAUCCACGAGCCUAACCUCCACCAACCGCGGAGAGUAGAACCGGAGCCGAGGAGAGAGAGAGUGAGAGAGAGAGAGAGAUUAACCCACCUCUCUCUCGUCUCUCCCCAUCAUCUGCCUCAAUCCUCUGGGCAAACCGACAGCUGAAGACGCAGCGAUUUCUGCUGAAAUCUAGCUCUCAAAAAACACUCUCACACACGUCUCGUCGGGAUAUUGUGGAAGUAAUUUCACAGAAGGAUAUUCACUGAGGAUGGAUAAUAUAAACGUGGAGUCGGUGGAGAAGGAGUGCGGCGCGCUUGGUGGAUUAUUCCAGGCGAUUGUCAAUGAUAUGAAGUGUUCAUAUCCUGUCUGGGAAGACUUCAGUGCCAAGGCCACCAAGCUGCACUCUCAACUCCGAACCACGGUUUUAGCAGCAGUGGCAUUUCUGGAUGCCUUUCAGAAGGUGGCGGAUAUGGCAACCAACACAAGAGGUGCUACCAGAGACAUCGGAUCAGCUCUGACCCGCAUGUGUAUGAGGCAUCGCAGCAUUGAGGCUAAACUACGCCAUUUUACUAAUGCUUUGAUGGAGAGCCUGAUCACUCCUCUACAGGACCGUAUUGAAGACUGGAAGAAGACAGCCAAUCAACUGGACAAGGACCAUGCCAAAGAGUACAAACGGUCUCGUCAUGAAAUAAAGAAGAAAUCUUCAGACACCAUGAAAUUACAGAAGAAAGCCAGGAAAGAGCUACAGGGCCGGGGGGACCUUCAGCCACAGCUGGACAGCGCAAUGCAGGAUGUGAAUGACAUGUACCUGCUGAUGGAGGAGACAGAGAAGCAGGCGGUGCGGCGUGCUCUAGUGGAGGAGAGAGGACGCUUUUGUACCUUCAUCAGCUUCCUGCAGCCUGUAGUGAAUGGAGAGAUUGCCAUGUUGGGAGAGAUCACUCAUCUCCAGGCCAUUAUUGAUGACCUCACCGUGUUAACCUCAGAGCCCCACAAACUGCCCCCAGCCAGUGAGCAGGUAAUAAAAGACCUUAAGGGUUCAGAUUACUCUUGGUCCUACCAGACUCCCCCCUCUUCUCCCAGCAGCUCCGGCUCCAGGAAAAGCAGCAUGUGCAGUAUGAUGUGUCCAUUUAUUGCAAGCAGUACCAAAAAAAAAAACCUUUACGAAGACCCUCUAAAUGUUUCCCUGCUGAUACCCCAUCUUUUAUGGUCUUUCUUACAGAAGUCAUCAAGUUCAGCGUCCUCGGAUGCAUCUGAGACCUGCCAGUCAGUUAGUGAGUGUAGCUCUCCAACCACAGACUGGUCCAAGGUAGGUUCCGGUGAGCAGCCGCUAGCCAGCACACUUCAGAGGAGGAAGGAGCCUCUGGAUAGGCUGCGGGAGGCAGAAACCUCUCCUCAGUCACAGGGGUAUUCUGGAAUGCAUUCGGAAGACCCCCAGAGGCCAAGGAUGACCCCGGCCACUAUCGCUGCCAAGCAUGGUGAGGAGGUUUCCCCAGCUGCUAGUGAUCUAGCUAUGGUCCUGACACGAGGCCUCAGCAUGGAGCAGCAGAAGAGCAGCCGAGACUCCCUUCAGUACUCAAGUGGAUACAGCACUCAGACAACCACCCCAUCCUGCUCAGAGGAUACCAUCCCCUCACAGGGUUCCGAUUAUGAUGGUUACUCAGUGAAUGGAGACACUGAGGCCAACGGUCAGGCUGAAUUCGAUAAAUCCUCCACAAUUCCCCGUCACAGUAAUAUCGCCCAGAACUACCGGCGCAUGAUACAGACUAAGCGUCCUGCCAGCACGGCAGGCCUGCCCAGUGGAGUGGGUGCUCUGGGCGGACCACCCGGCGGAGGGGGCAGUAUCUCCGGCACAGCCACCAUUCGCCGAACACCGUCUACGAAGCCUGGGGUGAGGCGCACCCUCUCCAGCGCUGGCCCUAUUCCUAUACGCCCACCCAUCGUGCCAGUCAAGACCCCCACUGUGCCUGACUCACCUGGCGGGUAUACAGGCCCUACCGCCCGUGUGGGCAGCGAAGAAUGUGUCUUUUAUGUGCCGGAUGAUGCCUCCCCGGGAGCGCUGGAGUACGUGAAGGCCUCUCCAAAGCGGCUGAGCCUGCCUAACACAGCCUGGGUCUCAGGGGGUGUAGGCGGCUUAGAGAUGAGCGUCUACGGCCAACCAGGUGAAGAAGAUCACCUGCUGGCUGCCAAUCGCCACAGUCUGGUGGAGAAGAUCGGGGAGCUGGUAGCCAGCGCUCACGCCUUAGGUGAGGCCCAGUUCCCUUUCCUCUCGCUUCCAAACCAGCCCCCACCAGGCCCCGAGUCCCAACCCGAUCCUGAAGUGCCCCAGGAGGGUGAGGACAUGCUGAGGUCUAUUCGUCGAGGGGUGCGACUGCGCAAAACCAUCUCCAAUGAUCGCUCUGCACCCCGGAUUUUGUGAUGCCUCCUGGAGAGAUGGGAGAAUACAAGCGAAGUAACACAGAAAAAAAUUUCACAAUGACUCUUUAGAAAAUGAGCUAUGAAAAAGAGGAUUAAAAAUUAAAUGUUUAAAGUCAUUGUAGAAAAUAAUGAAUAACAGUAAUGAAAAAAGUAAAUUAUAUUAUGUAACAGCAGGCCAAGGCCACUAUAACUCUUAGCGUGUCUGAACGCAUGUUUGUCUUAUUAACACACCCAUCACCGCGGGAUAGUUGAACUGUAGUGAGACAAUUAACUACUGACAGAACAAGGGACCAGGAUGUCUGGGGGAUUUUUGUGGUCCCCUCCAGUUCUCCGCAUGGUCCCGGUAGAAUAACGGCCCUCCUCAAAUUAUGGACCCCAGGAAUCAGUGCUUGAGAAGCUCAUGGGGUAUGCAGGGACUCGUCGCAGAUCCUUGCCCUCUACAACGCUCUCUCUAACCCCGCCCUCACCUCCAGUAAAAUUGACAUCACAUCCUGAAAAUCUUGUGGUAUCGCUGUUGUGUGCUGGUCUGCAGUCUGGAGGUGAGCAGGGCUCUGCUGCAGGUCAGCUCGUGGUUGCUUAGAUGGACAGGAUUUAUCUUUUGUUCGUACACUUCCGUUGUCUUGUUUGUUUUAUUUACAAGCAGUUAAUCGCCUCCUAGCUCCUAAGAGUAGGAAACGUUCAUGUCAGGUAUAUGGAUAUUAUAGAAUUAGGGUGAAAAAAACACCAUGAUAAUGUGGAGCAAUAACGCUUUUUUCCCUUUUUUUUCCCUUUGAUGGGGGAAGGUUUUGAAGAUCAGCUUUUAAUAAAGUUGUUCGUUUUUGAUGUUCAGGUGUCUUUGGGGAAGCAGAUGCUUUCGAAGACUUCUUGUUGAGUCUAGUUAUGGCUUAUUUAAAAAGAAAAUGAGAAAUAGAAAGGAUGCAGAGCACUUUUAAGGCGUAGUUUUGACCGCUAGUUAUCACUGUGGCCACACUGUGUGUGGUGAAUGCUGUAAGACAAGCGCAGUCACAUGCCCUGGUACAUAGGGAGACGAAUGCGUGUAGCAAUGUGAUGAUAUAAGAAAAAAGAGAGAGAUGGGAUGCGAAGCAGAGAUGGAGGUAAGAAAAAUGAUUUGGCAACAUUUUACAGUAGGAUCAAUUUGUUAACAGUAUUAGUUAAUGUACUAGGUAUCAUGAACUAACAAUGAACAGAAUUUAUUAAUCUAGGUUGAUGUUAAUUUCUAUUUAUUCUAGUUCAUUUUCUAUAUUUCAAGUGGAAUAAAUAAGCAUCAGCUAAUGUUUUAUGAACAAACAAUAGGACAUUCAAAAGGUUGGAGUCAAUAAAAUAUUAAUACAUUUAUUCAGCAAGUAUGCAUUAAAUUGAUCAAAAGUAACCGACGUUUAUAAUGUAACAAAAUAUUUCUGUUUUCUUUCUGUUUGUCAAAUAAUCCUGCAAAAAAAUGGAUCACGGUUUUUCACAAAAGCAGCAAAACUAAUGAUCAUUUCAGCCCUGAUUAAUAAAAAAAAAAAACCUGCUUUGCCACGACAGGAAUA
Molecule: messenger RNA, 4081 nt
Organism: Sinocyclocheilus rhinocerous
Lineage: Eukaryota; Metazoa; Chordata; Actinopteri; Cypriniformes; Cyprinidae
Product: MTSS1-like protein
Exons: 14
Coding region: 406-2553 (715 amino acids)
Biological process (GO): cell projection assembly; plasma membrane organization
Cellular component (GO): cytoplasmic side of plasma membrane; actin cytoskeleton
Molecular function (GO): phospholipid binding; actin binding
Source: RefSeq, a predicted model, not a curated record